Messenger RNA from Tripterygium wilfordii, 1827 nucleotides. RefSeq names its product formin-like protein 8. Gene Ontology annotation, molecular function: actin filament binding. NCBI's taxonomy places the organism in Eukaryota, Viridiplantae, Streptophyta, Magnoliopsida, Celastrales, Celastraceae. The record is from RefSeq and is a predicted model, not a curated record. Gene Ontology annotation, biological process: actin cytoskeleton organization; actin nucleation.
AUGGCUGUCCAGCUUCAGCCAUGGUUCAUCUCUGUCCUACUCCUUGUUUGCUGCUUCUUCUUCUUCAUUCCUUUCUCUUUUUGCCAACUUAAUUCUCCUGUUAACAUUGAAACCUUCUACCCAUUUCCGAUCCCAUCUCCAGCACCACCAUCAAUUACUCCAAGCAACACUCAGAUAUUUCCUCCUCCACCGCCGCUGGCGCCACUCCCUGUUGCCAAGCAAGAUUCAACAUCGAACAGAGCCAUUGCAAAGGCAGUAGCUGCAACUGCUGCUAGUACUUUUGUUGUUUCUGCUGUGCUCUUUUUUGUAAUUCGUGCCGUUACACGUCGUGGAGAGACUGGUUCCAGCAGAACUCAGGCUGUAAUUGUUGGUGGUGGUGAUGAGUUUAGACGAUUUGAUGCGAAUGUGAAGGGGUUGAUUGUUGAUGAGAAUGGAUUGGAUGUGCUUUACUGGAAAAAGCUUGAAUUGGAUAAUCAUAGGAACUCCAGUUUCCAAAAAUCAGUAUUUCAUAGUCCAAAACACAGCGGCGAAAAAGAAGAAGAAGGAGAAGAAGAAGUCAUUCAUGGAGGAAACCAACGAAUACAAGAAAUUCCUUUAAUUCACGGAAGAUCAUCUACUUCUUACAAUAAGAUUGCACCAGAGGUUGAUGAUCGGUCCCGAAUUACAGCUCCUUCAGCAGAGAUUUUUGUCCAGGCCAUCCAGAAACCUCCUUCACCUCAUCCUCCGAGGCCAGUUCCAUCCAAAUCAAUGCCACCUCCUCUGCCACCAGUUGCAUCCAAAUCAAUGAUGUCAGUUCCAAAGAAUCAAAGUCCUGCGCCGCCACCUCCUCCACCACCAGUCCCUGCAAAGAAAAAUCCAGCACUGCCCCCACCUCCACCUAGAGCUAUUACCUCGAAACCACCUCUGGUGCGUAAAUCAUUGCAAAGUGCGAUUAAAGUACGAAAUUCUUCAAUCAGAGAAGGCAUGGCAGGAAGUGGCACUGACCAAGUGCAAUUGAAGCCCUUACAUUGAUCUGAAUUGAAUCCUAACGGUGAUCAUUCGAUGGUGUGGGACAAAAUUGAUAAUGGUUCUUUUAGGUUUGAUGGAGACCUUAUGGAAGCACUAUUUGGAUAUGUUGCUACCAAUAAAAAAUCUCUCCGAGGAGACAACAGUUCAGCAAAACCAACUUGUCCAUCACAGGUUGUUAUACUUGAUCCUCGGAAAUCGCAGAACACUGCGAUUAUAAUCAAAUCUCUGUCCAUCUCUCGCAGAGAAAUACUCGAUGCACUCGAUGAGGGUCAUGGUUUAGAGUUGGAAACUCGAAAGCUCACAAGAAUUGCUCCCACGGAUGAAGAACAAUCCCAGAUUCUUGACUUCAAUGGAGACAUUACAAGACUUGCUGUUGCUGAAUCCUACCUCAACCAUCUCCUCAAAGCUGUUUCAUCGGCUUUUACUCGAUUCAAUGCCAUGAUUUUCAGAUCAAAUUACGGCUCUGAAAUUUCACAACUUAAGGAAUCUCUGCAAACAUUUGAAGCAGCCUGCAACGAGCUUCGAAGUCGCAGACUCUUUGUGAAAUUACUCGAAGCAAUUCUCAAAGCCGGAAAUCGAAUGAAUGCAGGAACCACCAAAGGGAAUGCUCAAGCUUUCAAACUCACUUCUCUUCAGAAGCUAUCUGAUGUCAAAAGUCACCUCCUCCAAGAACACCAACAAGGUUCCCCAACUUGCCAGCACAUUUCAUGAAAUCUAGAAGCAGUUCUAGUGAUUCAGAUUCUGAUAUGUAAAACAUGUAUGCUCGAUUCAUGCACAUAAAAGUGACAUUUAAGAUAAGGAUUUUUAACAUUUAGAUUG